UUUGCUUUUCGCCCUAGGGAACCUCCGCCUUCGCCGUUGUUCUUCAUUUUCUGCAUCCCUUUCCGCCCUAGGACAGGAACCUCCGCUUCUUUUGCUUCUUCUUCGUAUUUGUUUCCUCUCUUGUCCGGAAUGUCGAUUGGAGAGCACGCUUGCAGCCUCGCUGCUCUGAUUCUCUACGAUGAUGGUAUACCCAUCACGGCGGAGAAGAUCUCUACGCUGUUAAAAUCUGCGAAUAUCUCGGUCGAAUCUUUCUGGGCCACUUUGAUUGCAAAGCUUCUCGAGAAGAAAAAUGUUGAUGAUCUAAUUCUUAACGUUGGAUCCGGCGGUGGGGGUGCCUCUGUGGCUGCGGCGGCUCCAGCAGCUGGUGGUGGGGGCGGUGCAGUACAAGAUGCUGCCCCUGCGGUAGAGGAGAAGAAGGAGGAGCCCAAGGAAGAAAGUGAUGAAGAUAUGGGUUUCAGUCUUUUUGAUUAGAAAUUAUCUUUUCUUUCUUUAUUUUGAUUGACAAACACUUUUAAUUAUCACGUGUCAUUAAUGUAUGAUUUAUUUAAGAAUCUCAAUGUUGUUGUGGUAUCUUGUGUUUUGGUUAUAGACUAUGGAUCUUUCUACAAGAAAAGUCUGUUUUCUUCA
Phalaenopsis equestris is the source of this 627-nucleotide messenger RNA. RefSeq names its product 60S acidic ribosomal protein P1-like. Bases 130 to 471 code for a protein of 113 amino acids. The transcript is spliced from 4 exons. Gene Ontology annotation, biological process: cytoplasmic translation; translational elongation. Gene Ontology annotation, molecular function: protein kinase activator activity; ribonucleoprotein complex binding; structural constituent of ribosome. The record is from RefSeq and is a predicted model, not a curated record. Lineage: Eukaryota; Viridiplantae; Streptophyta; Magnoliopsida; Asparagales; Orchidaceae. Gene Ontology annotation, cellular component: ribosome; cytosolic large ribosomal subunit.